Messenger RNA from Rhipicephalus sanguineus (brown dog tick), 2830 nucleotides. Its product is annotated as protein croquemort. NCBI's taxonomy places the organism in Eukaryota, Metazoa, Arthropoda, Arachnida, Ixodida, Ixodidae. Gene Ontology annotation, cellular component: membrane; cytoplasm. Gene Ontology annotation, molecular function: scavenger receptor activity. Bases 508 to 2025 code for a protein of 505 amino acids. The transcript has 13 exons. The record is from RefSeq and is a predicted model, not a curated record.
CGCAGCCCCCAGGGCCGAAGUUCAGCUGGGCAGCAGCAGUCGACGACGGCUGCCGAACGUCGGCUCUGCUGCUAGCUCGGGUAACAACAAGGACCGCCACGUGACCACCCCAUCUCUCGCUCACUACCGCAACGCUCUCGCCCACCACGUGGUCCCCGCCACGCCGCGUCCUCCUCUCCCCCGCCAUCUGAGAGGCACCGCGAGCGGGAGCGCCCGCGAGGCACACAACGCGAAGCGUCCCGUUGCCGUGCGCUCGAGAACAACGUGAGCGCGCGCGGUCACAGAGCAGCUGGUGGCUUGAGGUUGUGCGCGUUUUCCUUGAUCCAGGGCAGCUGACGGAUCGCUGGCGCACCGUCCGUCCACCCUCUUGCUGUUACCUGCGAAGAAGAGCCGUCUUCGUAGCUCUCCCGUGGUGGGCGCGGAGUAGCGCCAGUGUUGUUGUUCGCUCCCGCGUGUGCGUGCGUAGACUAGAUAGAAAUACGCAGGUUCAGUCGCCGCUGCUUGGCGAUGCCGGGACCCGAGAUCGAGAAGAUGACGACGCGUUGCUGCGGCCAGCGCGCAUCGCGACCGGACAUGGCACUGGUCAAGGCGGCCGUCGGUGUCCUGGCCGGACUCUUCCUCGCGCUGUCCGGCCUGGCCACGUACGUCUUCUUCCCCACCAUAUUCAAGACGCAGGUUGAGACGAACCUCGUACUGGAUCCAAGCAGCGAAAUCUACAGCUCCUGGCAGCGCGCGCCCAUACCCAUCUACCUCAAAUACUACUUCUUCAACAUGACCAAUCCGGACGAGAUAAUGGCAGGCACGGAGAAGCCGCGCCUCCAAGAGGUCGGCCCCUACACGUUCCUUGAGACUCGAGAGAAGGUGAACAUCACGUGGAACCCGAACGGCACUGUCUCGUACCGACAAGUGAAGCGCUACUACUUCCAGCCGGACAUGACCAAGGGGUCGCUAGAUGACGUCAUUACCACUCUCAACAUGCCCAUGAUCUCGUCGGCGCACUCCGUGAGGUUCGCACCGGACGAGUUCUUCAGGGAGGCCGUGACCGAGAUCUUCCACGAUACGGAGAGCCAGCUGUUGGUGAGCAAGCCGAUGAGGGCGCUGCUGUUCGAAGGUUACGAGGACGGCAUCUUCAAGUUCUUCAAGAGCAUGGGCUUCCCGGUACCCAGCGAACGCUUCGGCUGGCUGCACGGGAAAAAUGACACAGAUGACGGCGAGUACACCAUUUUCACGGGCGCCAACGGAAUGGACAACUACGGCGAGAUGGACAAAUUCAAUGGGCUAAAUCAGACGUCCGCCUACCAUGGCUACUGCAACAUGAUCAAUGGAACAGUUGGAGACAUGUGGCCCCCUCUUGCCUUGGAAAAUAAGGACAACAUCACUCUGUUUGUCUCCGAUUUCUGUAGGUCUAUCGUGAUGGACUUUCUGGGCGAUGUGGAGACUCGUGGCGUGAAGCUUCGUCGUUACUUCGCCAGUCCUCGUAUGUUCAACUACAGCUCCAAGGAGAGCCGCUGCUUCUGCGACAAUGACAAUACGUGCCUUCCCAGCGGUGCCCUGAACGUGUCCGCAUGUGUGCAAGGAUCACCGGUCAUCAUCACUUUGCCGCACUACCUGUACGCUCAUCCUAUCUAUCAGCAGGGCGUGGAGGGAAUCAGGCCGGACCCAAAGCAACAUCAGAUGUACUUGGACAUUGAGCCGAAAAUGGGCAUUACCGUGAACGCAGCGGCGAAAUUUCAAGUCAACGUUUGGAUCGAAAAUAUUCCUGAGAUACCAUUCUUCGAAGACAUCCACGAACGGCGUUUCUAUCCUGUGUUUUGGUUUGAGAACCUUGCGUCGGCCGAUAAGCACAUGCUGUCCAGGUUGCGACUCGUGACGGAAGAACUUCCGCAAUACAUCACGGUUGGCGCUUUCGGCGCUGUGAUCAUCGGCGGCAUCAUCCUGCUGGCGACGCUAGUGUAUGCUAUAAGAUACACGAAGAAGCCGAAACCUGUGCAACCUACCUACAUUCCAGUACGUGUGCUCAAGUGAGCCAGAAGCGGCGACCUGUUGGCAAGGAACAACACACAGCCGCGUGUCACCUACGAGGAAGGUCACCGGUUCGAUCGCUCACGACCGUUCCUAUAUACAGCCGUGCGGCUUGUUCACGAGAUAACUGCGCAUGCGCACUACAGACUCUGUUAUCAAGAGACGGUUUCUUGUUUUUUUAAGACAUUGUUUCUAUCAGAAGGAGUGUCUCAUUAAGCCCUCCGGACAAUUUACACACACUCGCGACCAGCCUGUGAUCACCACAUCAGCAUUCCCAUAACUUUUGUUCCUUCUUGUUGGAAAACUUUGAACCCGCGCCCAAGGAGUGUUGUGAACGUUCUUGGAGCGUGUCGGUGUGAGCCGAAGACCAAUGGCAAGAGCUCGGCUUCUUCAACAAUACCUUGUCAACGUGUGCGUAUCGAGGCUGCUUGAGGGCUGACAAUGCGCGUUGCGCCGGACGCACGCGCGUCGUCACAUCCGGCCGAAGGCAGGAACUGACGCCGGAGGAAAAGGUUAACCAAUGGGAAGACAGCAACGAAAGCGUGUUGGAGCGAGGCGGUUUGUGAAUGCUCAAUACGUUGUUGUGAAUUGUGUGCGUUUGUGUGUUUGUAUGUAUCCACAUUUUUAUACCGAAUCGCUCAUGUUUGUAUUAUUCUUUACACCGUCGUCAUACCCACGAUGUAUAUUUUGCACCGUGGUCAUACCGUAUAUAGAAACUAAAUGAGCGGAGAUUUUUGUAACAUCGGGGCAACGAUGUGUGAAUGUCUAGUCGAUGUCGUCGCUAAAGAAAAAAAAAAGAUAGAGAAAA